CAAGGAACAUAAACUACAAGCAGAGCGGAAGCAAAUAGGUUUGGGUCGCUUGCUGUCAUUUCUCACAAUCGCCGUAAGCAGCAGGAAGGCAGCAACAUGAAUGGCAAUGAAUCCAUGGAUGGUUCUGCCGAGACUCAAGGUGGGGACAGUGUAGCACCAGAGGUGGAGCCAGUCCCUGAAGUAAUGGAAGGCGAUCCUUCAAAGCAAGAGGAACGUGGAAGCGAGGACCAACCCUUGGAUUCGAGUGCUCAGCGAGAUAGCGAAGAGUCUUCCGUCGAACCAGGGUCAUGCACCACCAAGAGUCGUUCGCAGGAAGAUGUUCGCGGCGAAGCCAAUGAUGCAGGCCCCAAAGCGUCAUCGGUACUUCUUCAAGAAAGAGGUAUUUCUGAAGCGCAGGAAGCGUCUUCCACUCCCCAAGUUUUGCCACAGCAAGAUGCACCAGACCGAGGCGUCAACACGGAUAUAGAGCCUUUGCCAUUGGCCAGGGGUCAAAAUUCAUCCUGGGUCCAGCCGUUGCCUGGGGCAUACUCGGUCCAAGGCAUGAACGAUUCCCACCAAACAAAUCCCACCACCACUGUGGAAGCUGACAUGACGACUCCCGAUAGUGGCCUGGGCGUGGUCGAGGGAGCUGUAUUGGUGGAUGAAGAGAACCCUGAAGUGCCAGUACGUCACAGCGAAAUGCAAGAACCACAUGAACUCAUUGAAGGAAGAAUCAUGGAAGAUAGGACACAGCCCCGGCGGCAUCUGGGUUGGGCGGUACUGCUAGGUUUGCUGGUUUGCGGCUUGGUGGUAGUCCUGAUACCCUUGCUUUUGCCAAAGGAUAACGGUAUGGCUACGGAUGAAACAACAGUCGGCGGCGGAGGAGUCGGCAACGCUUCUUCGCCAAAUGACACUAAAGUUUAUCCACCGUUCCAGGAUGGUUUAGCCAGAGCAGUAUCCAAGGCCAUCGAAGAAGAUGUGUCAAGCCCUUACUUCAAGGCAAAUAUUUGGAUGUGGCAGGAUCCUUACAGGGAUUCAUACACUGCAGAAAGACAGCGUCAAAGAUUUCAGAUGGUGGCAUUGUACCACUUCACUCAAGGUGAAAACUGGACCAGGAAUGACCACUGGCUAAGCUACGAGACUUCGGAAUGCGAAUGGUUUUCAUCAAGUGUAGUCGAGCCAGCCUGCAACGAAUUCAAUGUGCUUGAUACACUCAAUCUUUCCCACAACAAUUUGAAUGGGGACAUCUCGAAUUUGCAAGAUUUUGACAUUGAGGAUCUGCGCAUAAUCGACGUAGAAGACAACGAUCUGUUUGGAGCCCCCGCAGCCCUUGGGGGCAACAAGGGCUUGGAGGUCUUCAUUCUGUCAAACAAUAGAUUGGAGUCACAUACCAGAGGUUCUGGAUCUUGGGAGUCAUUUGGACUUCGAGUAAUCAAGACAGACAGAAAUAACUUUAUUGGAGGGAGCAGCAGUGGCUUGUUCUUCUACCUUGUCCCAGACCUUCAAGUGUUCAACAAUUCCGGGAACUCAUUUGUUGGACCUUUGGGAAGGGAAAUGGGUACCUGCAAGAACUUGACUCAUUACUCCUCCAAAUGUGACCAUGUGGGGACGAUUCCAUCGGAGAUUGGAAAGCUGACAAAGCUCCAAGAGUUUGAUAUUGAGGGGAAUCUCAGGAUGACAGGAACAAUACCUUCUGAAUCCGGCUUAUUGACACGCCUUACUUCAUUGGACAUUUCUGGAACUUCCAUUACAGGACUCAUUCCACAGCAGCUCUGUGACAGUGCCCUAAGGGGAGAUUUGCGCAUCAGGGCAAAUUGCAGUCUAGUCGAGUGUUGUAGCGCUGCUGCAGAUUGAUUUCCUCCCGGAACGCCGUUGCCCAGAUCAACACCAACUUCCUUGUGAAAAUGCUCCAGUUUCACGUCUCGUUUCCAUACUAAAAUGCCUGCUAAUUGGCAAACCAGGAAUUAGUUAGUCACUUUACUGCUCUGCUGGUGAUACCAUUGAAGACCACAUUCAUUUGAGCGCACGCCGCUAUUACUGGUCAGAUCAAGCGAGGUAGCAAUGGCCAGCCAAGAUCUUGUACAGCCGUACUAACAUACUUCGACGUGAUGGAUGAGGUGGGUAUCUUCCUUGGGUGACACCACAACCACACGCCCAUGAGGUCUAAAAUAAAGAUUUCACUAUCCGGGCUAACCUGUCCAAUCGGAGCCUCCGAAGGCGCCGUCACUAAACAUAAGGCGGGUGACGAACUUGCAACCGAUCUGAUUUCACUACCCGAGAUAUCCUGUAGCCUCUUGAGGUGUCGUCACUACACAUCAGGCGGGGUGACGAACUCAUAACCGAUACGAUUGCUUCAUCAAUUGCUCAUGGCGAACCUUCCUUCAAGGGAUGUUGCACAGGCUGCUCCAUGCAUGCAAGGAACCGCAGCUUGGAUGAAGCCACGGUACAUUAGUCGCGGCUACGCCAAGGUCGUGCAAGGGUGCAUUGGGACAUAACCAGAGCACGCGAUCGGAACUUAUAUUAGAAAGACGACUGUUUCGUUCGGUCGACCUACACCGCCUGGAUAGAAGAAUAAAAUGUGCCGACAGACAGGUCCAGUGUGAGUUCAUGGGAUAAGAAAAAAGCACCCUGGGUUAAAACAUCGAAUCAAUCAAAUCUUCGAAGACCUUGACACCCAUAGCACUCAUGGUUUGAAAACGACCAGCGGUAUUUUUGCAUGUCGGACUACGUUUUGCAGUCACGCCACACCCACUUUUCGAUUUCGUUGAAUGUGCAGGGCAACGCCUAUGAACUUCGGUGGUGGUUGUUGCUUUAUUGCAAAUCUUUCAACAGAAAACGGCAGACGAGACGAGACAAACCGAAACUCACCAUUUUGUUUCCAAUUGUCGUCGUUGUGUUGGUUCGUUCGUUCGUUCACGUCUUGUGGUGCUCAUAGCUGAGGAGAAUGAUCCCACAAAUGGUGAUACUGGCAGAUGCCAACCACUUGGCAAUGGUGGCCGCGCCCUUAAUCUCGUGAAAGUAUAGAAUGCCCCACAAUCCCGAUACUGCCGAAUUGUGCGUCGGAAACAUCAGACAUGACAUGAGUGCACAUCCACAAUCAUUCACACACAAGAUAGAUAAAUGACAACAUUACGUACCCAACAUUCCCGCUUGUACGACACUGUAUCCCACCCCUUCUCCCAAAUAAUAGACGGAUAAAAUGGAAAAGAAAUUUCCCGUGGACCACAACAAUCCCGAUGUUCCUCCGGCACACCACAUGAUUUUCCAGUGGAACGAUGGCAACGCACGAUACGCUUCUGUUAUCGACGCGUGACGAUGAUAAGUGGCAACCAAUCGGAGGAUCCACAGAAACGUAGUGACCACUGCGGCCCCAAUCCCAAACGAUAUUAAAUAGCCCGCUCCACUGGUCUUGUCGUCGUGACACCAUUUCAUGGGUGCCAUAAUGG
Molecule: messenger RNA, 3425 nt
Organism: Seminavis robusta
Lineage: Eukaryota; Bacillariophyta; Bacillariophyceae; Naviculales; Naviculaceae
Source: the annotation of a GenBank genome assembly